Microplitis mediator is the source of this 1207-nucleotide messenger RNA. RefSeq names its product cuticle protein-like. NCBI's taxonomy places the organism in Eukaryota, Metazoa, Arthropoda, Insecta, Hymenoptera, Braconidae. The transcript is spliced from 3 exons. The record is from RefSeq and is a predicted model, not a curated record. Gene Ontology annotation, cellular component: extracellular matrix. The coding region runs from base 81 to 1118 and encodes 345 amino acids.
UUUAGAAAUUUUCGAGGUAUAAAAGCUGAGAAAAAUUUAGUCUAACCAUCAUUCAACCGUCUUAGGUAGAAAUAACUACAAUGGCAUUCAAAUUCGUAACUUUCGCUGCACUUUUGGCUAUUGCCAAUGCUGGAGUACUUCCAGUUCAAUAUGGAUACGCACCAACUCAAUACGUCCAUCAAUCGGCCCCAUUGUUGUACACCGCUCCAGUAACCAAGCCCCUGGUGGAGUACGUGGACAAUGAAUUCGACCAUCAUCCUCAAUACAGCUUCAACUACGGAGUCCAAGAUCCCCUAACUGGUGACUCUAAAUCUCAACAUGAAGUGAGAAACGGAGAUGCUGUUAAAGGAAGCUACAGUCUCGUUGAAGCUGACGGAACUCGUCGUGUUGUUCAUUACACCGCUGACGAUGUCAAUGGAUUCAACGCCGUUGUUGAGAAGGAACCCGCACAUUACGCAGUUAAAACCGUCGCUCCAGUAGUCCACGCUCCAGUAGUACACACACCAGUCGUACACGCUGCACCAGUUUACGCUGCAGCUCCAGUUGCAUACAAACAACACGUCGCUUACUCCAACGGUUACGAUCACUCUGCAUACAACCAUUUCGUAACUUUCGCUGCACUUUUGGCUAUUGCCAAUGCUGGAGUACUUCCAGUUCAAUAUGGAUACGCACCAACUCAAUACGUCCAUCAAUCAGCCCCAUUGUUGUACACCGCUCCAGUAACCAAGACCCUGGUGCAGCACGUGGACACUGAAUUCGACCAUCAUCCUCAAUACAGCUUCAACUACGGAGUCCAAGAUCCCCUAACUGGUGACUCUAAAUCUCAACAUGAAGUGAGAAACGGAGAUGCUGUUAAAGGAAGCUACAGUCUCGUUGAAGCUGACGGAACUCGUCGUGUUGUUCAUUACACCGCUGACGAUGUCAAUGGAUUCAAUGCCGUUGUUGAGAAGGAACCCGCUCAUUACGCAGUUAAAACCGUCGCUCCAGUAGUCCACGCUCCAGUAGUACACACACCAGUCGUACACGCUGCACCAGUUUACGCUGCAGCUCCAGUUGCAUACAAACAACACGUCGCUUACUCCAACGGUUACGAUCACUCUGCAUACAACCAUUACUAAUUGUAAAAUUGUAUAUUACACAUUUUGAUAAUGUCUUUUUUACAACCGAAAAUUAUGUACAUGUAGAAUAAAUAUAAUUCAUAAUUAAA